AUGUCAAAUCUUACCAAGCUUGAAUUUGUGGCACUUGACAUCUCGGGCAAAAACUACUUGUCAUGGACCUUUGAUGCCGAGAUUCACUUGGAGGCCAUGAAUCUCGGAGAAACAAUUAAGGAAAACAAUAAUGCGUCCCUGCAGGACCGCGCAAAAUCCAUGAUCUUUCUUCGCCAUCACCUCCAUGAGGAACUAAAAACAGAGUACCUCACGGUUAAGGAUCCACUUACACUGUGGAAAAAUCUGAAAGAACGAUAUGAACAUCAGAAAAUUGUGAUCCUUCCGAAAGCUCGCUAUGACUGGAUCCACCUGCGAUUGCAGGAUUUUAAAAGUCAACAAUAUAGAGAGAGCAGAUUUACCAAAUAUUCUGAGCUGAUUUCUUAUUUCCAUGAACGUGAACGUGAACGCAGACGUCGUGGUGGUCGUGGAUAUGGUCGCAAUAGAGAUAAUUAUAAUAAUCGUGGUGGUCAUAAUUCCUCAUUGGUUCCCAGAAGGAACUCUAUACCGUCCUACCAGAAGUGGAAUUCCAAUGCGACCAAACAAGCAAAAGAAAAAGUUUUGCAGAACAAAGCUCCUGAGAUAUACGAUGAUAAGCCUUGCUAUAGAUGUGGAAUGAAAGGUCAUUAG
Molecule: messenger RNA, 627 nt
Organism: Cornus florida
Lineage: Eukaryota; Viridiplantae; Streptophyta; Magnoliopsida; Cornales; Cornaceae
Exons: 3
Coding region: 1-627 (208 amino acids)
Source: RefSeq, a predicted model, not a curated record